UUGUUCGGGGGCAGAACAGCAGAUGUUUGUUUUAACCUUGUCACCUCGGGGGAUUCCUUCUAGCAACCUUUCGGUUACUGGCCCAACGUUCUAACCACUAGACUACCUGCCACCCCAUAGCAUCCCAUUAAAGCUACAUUUAUUAGGGGGUUUAAGAAACAGCAGAAACUCUCCCACUUUUUAGGCCCACGUGCCAGGGUUUUCCAGUGUUAAGAACACGUGUGGUAGCCCAAGCACAUGAUAACGUACUAUUGGUAGGCCUAUCAGGAGGAUAUGCAUUCCACGCCAUAAUGACCUCAUCUGACUCCAUUUUCCACUGUCACUAAAAAGAAUGGAUUGUUCCAACUGAUAUUCAAUGAAACUAGCAUCAAAUAUUAGAUUAUCAAUGCCUCGUCAGAUAAUACUGAUGGAAACAGUUCCCCUGUGUUUCUAAGAGCCCUGCCCAUUGUCACUCCUCAUCCCCAAAGGCCAAAGCACAAAUGGUGGGUGAUUUAGAUGAUUUAAUCAUCUGUGUUAUAUAUAUCAUUCUCUUCUUUCUUUCCAUCCCUCAGUUCCCCCAACUGCUUCAACCUUCAGUCUCUUCCGCAACAGACAGGGAAUCUCUUUGCCUUUGUAGGUCUAAGGUGGCCAGGUGUCUUUAGGAUAUUUUCCAGCUCAGGACAUUCAGCCAUCUACCAACCAACAAGCACAAUACUUAAAAACAGUUCCAACAAGCGUAGGUGUUUCCUUCAGGACGUGACAGAUACCCGUGCUCCCUGUGCCUCUAACCUCCUGCCGAACUGUCCAGGAUGUGGCCAGUGCUGUUUGGUGUGUUCACUGCUUUGGCGGUGGCCUGGGUAACCGUCUACAUUCUAAAUUAUUCCAAGAGAAAGAGGGUCUUUUCCCAGGAAUGCCUGCGACCACCGGGGCCAUUGGUGACCGACAAGAAGCAGAGAGAUGAGGUGCUGAAGAAAGGUUUCAGAGUGGACCGUGUCCCGGAGAACCUUGACGCUAUAGUGAUUGGCAGCGGUAUCGGGGGGCUGACAGCAGCAGCGGUUCUAGCCAAAGCAGGGAAGAGGGUUGUGGUUCUAGAGCAGCAUGACCAGGCUGGGGGGUGCACUCACACCUUUGAGAACCAGGGCUUUGAGUUUGACGUAGGGAUCCACUACCUGGGCCAGCUCCAUGAGAACAGCAUGUUUCGUGUGGCCCUGGACCAGAUCAGUGAGGGCCAGAUCCAGUUCAACAGGUUGGAGCAGCACUUUGACACACUGAUCCUAGGUCAGGGUGAAGACCGCAGGGACUACCACAUCCUCUCUGGGAAGACGGAGAUGGCAGAGAGCCUGAAGAGGCAGUUUCCUGAUGACGUGGAGGCCUUGAAUGAAUAUUUCAAGUAUAUGAAGAAGGCAGCUCGUCGUAUCAAUCUCCUGGCCGGCCUCAAGAUGAUGCCCAUGUGGCUGGUAGACUUCCUGGCUCGGACCGGCCUAUUAGAGCGCAUCUCCUCAGUGUUCCGCAUGGCCAUCACCAAACACACAGAGAAGAUGGCCACUCUGACCAAGAACAAAGACCUGCACGCCCUCUCCGCAUACCUCUUCUAUGGUGUUCCCCCUAAGGAAUCCAGUUUCCUAAUGAAUACUCUACUGCUGCAGCACUAUAAGAGGGGAGCCUACUACCCCAUUGGAGGGGCCAGUGAGAUCGCCUUCCACAUCAUCCCAGUCAUCCGGAAGGCAGGUGGCGCUGUGCUGGUCAGAGCCCCUGUACAGACGGUCCUUCUGAAUGAGGAGGGCUCAGCGUAUGGUGUGACGGUGAGGAAAGGUCAGGAGGAGGUGGAGGUGUUGGCUCCAGUGGUCAUCUCCAACGCUGGCAUCUUCAACACCUUUGAGAAGUUCCUGCCCCCAGAGAUACAGGCCAAGCCGGACGUCCAGGCCCUGCUGGGGAGGAUGCAGCAUGGAAUGGGCAACUUCCUGGUGUUUGUGGGUCUGGACGGCACGAAGGAGGAGCUGGGCAUCACCUCUAUGAACUACUGGAUGUACAAAGAAAACGACCUGGACACACUGAUGGAGCGCUACAGCUCUCUGAGCCGAGAGGAGGUGGUGGGGAACAUCCCCAUGAUGUUCAUUCAUUCCCCCUCUGCCAAAGACCCCACCUCCGGUACCCGCCAUCCAGGGAAGUCCUGUAUGACUCUGUUGACCAUGGCCAAGUUUGAGUGGUUUGAGGACUGGAAAGAUACCAAGAUAAACAAGAGAGGGCCCGAUUACGAAGACCUGAAGAUGAGCAUGGCCAAGGAGCUCCUAGACUGGGCACUGGUUGUCUUCCCUCAGCUUAGGGAUAAGGUGGUGUAUAUGGAGGCUUCCACUCCCCUGACCAACAUGCACUACUUGGGCGCCCCACGUGGGGAGAUGUAUGGGGCUGAACACAACUUGGACCGCUUCAGCCCGGAGACGGUGGCCAGAACCCGGCCCCCCACCCCGGUCAAGGGACUCUACCUCACCGGCCAGGACGUGUUCUGUAACGGGAUGGCCGGUGCUCUGCACGGAGGAAUCCUGUGUGCCUCGACAGUUCUGGACCGUAUUCUCUACAUGGACCUCCUAGCGCUGAAGAAACAGCUCAAAAAGCAGGCUCGUGAAAAGGCUCGUAACAAGGCCUGAGAAACUAUUUGGACACAGCACUGACCACAGUCAAAAUCAUUACAUAAACCAAUACCGUGUAGGCUACUGCAUACAGUAUGUCACAUUUCUUCACCCUAUCUAUCACCCUAUCUAUGACCCUGUCUAUGACCCUGCCUAUCACCCUGUCUAUGACCCUGUCUAUGACCCUGUCUAUCACCUUGUCUAUCACCUUGUCUAUCGCCCUAUCUAUGACCCUGUCUAUGACCCUGCCUAUCACCCUGCCUAUCACCCUGUCUAUGACCCUGUCUAUGACCCUGUCUAUCACCUUGUCUAUCACCUUGUCUAUCGCCCUAUCUAUGACCCUAUCUAUCACCCUAUCUAUGACCCUGUCUAUGACCCUGCCUAUCACCCUGUCUAUGACCCUGUCUAUCACCCUGUCUAUCACCUUGUCUAUCGCCCUAUCUAUGACCCUGUCUAUCACCCUUUCUAUCACCCUGUCUAUGACCCUGUCUAUGACCCUGUCUAUCAGUUUCAUGUAAAAGUACCAUGUUGUCUUAUAUUGAAUGAAAAUACGGUGUCUUUCUUUCUUACCUGUUAUGGUUACACGUUGCCAUCUCUUUAGCUUUGUUUAAUGAUGUUCGGAAAAAAAGUGACAUCACUGGAUUCCUCACAGUCGUAAAUGAUUGCUACUCUUUAGUCAGAUCGCAGGCAGAAACAUGGGUGUGUUUUAUGUUUCGUUUCCAUUGAAGUGCUUCUGUGGGAUAGACACAACUCAUUAAGGUGCACUUUGCACCCCCCUCUCCACUGCGGGUAGUUUCAACCAGAUUAUGUUCAAAUAAUACUUGUUACAAUCCAUUGUAACCAAGUAAUGCUGUUACUGUAGUACCUAUCACUGUUACACUGUGCUUACACUGCUGUACGUUUUGCACCUAGUACUGUAGACAGACACCAGGUAGGUUUCAGCUUGUCCUGUUCUAUCGACUCAAAUGGCAGAUAGGAGAAAAUAAGUCACUCUCACUGCACCUCACGUCUCAGUACAAACACUAUGCUGGGAACUGGACAUUGAACUCCCAUGCCAUUAAAAUCACUUAAACAUUCACGACAAGUGUUACUGUGCCUUCGGAAAGUAUUCAGACCCCUUGACUUUUUCCACAUUUUGUUACGUUACAGCCUUAUUCUAACAUGGAUGAAAUAAAAAAUAAUGUCCU
Oncorhynchus mykiss (rainbow trout) is the source of this 3793-nucleotide messenger RNA. Its product is annotated as all-trans-retinol 13,14-reductase. NCBI's taxonomy places the organism in Eukaryota, Metazoa, Chordata, Actinopteri, Salmoniformes, Salmonidae. The record is from RefSeq and is a predicted model, not a curated record. Gene Ontology annotation, molecular function: oxidoreductase activity.